Messenger RNA from Chaetomium globosum CBS 148.51, 5034 nucleotides. RefSeq lists its product as uncharacterized. Lineage: Eukaryota; Fungi; Ascomycota; Sordariomycetes; Sordariales; Chaetomiaceae. Gene Ontology annotation, biological process: DNA integration. The coding region runs from base 1 to 5034 and encodes 1677 amino acids. The record is from RefSeq and is a predicted model, not a curated record. Gene Ontology annotation, molecular function: nucleic acid binding. The transcript is spliced from 4 exons.
AUGCCUCAGACAACAUCGUCACCAGAGGAACUGGACCCGGGCUCGUCAACGCCAGGGAACAGCCAAACCGGAGGGAACCCGCUUACACCGCCAAUCCCCCAGCACAUCCUGUCCUUCGUGGAUCACUCCACAUGGGGAGACCUCGCGGCCAUCGACGAGAUCGAGGAGCCCACGCCCAAGCAGAUGAACUCCCACAUCUAUUUCCUCAUGGAAAUUUUCUGGGCUUCUACGAGCUACGCAGGACGAAAGCUCUGGGGCGCAUUCAAGGACGAAUUCGACGAAUGGACCGCCCAACGAUGGGACAUGGUUCCCGACCGUACCCGAAAGCACCUCCGCGCCUUCCUGAGCACCAACGGCGUGUAUGUCGACAAUACCAACACCCCCCUACCAGCAAAGUUCGAAGCCAUCGCCAAGAGAACGACUUUCCGCACCUGGUCCAUCGAAGAGAUCAACACUGCGAGGGUCCACAGUACGAUGCACCAGGAGUUACUGGAAAACCCCAAGUUCAUCCAAAGCAUCCAGGAUCUCUCCCAAUUGACGCCAACGACCCCGACAGCCCCAGCAACCGCCUCACCGGUCCUAGCGACCAUCCCGACACAACCACAGGCCUCUCAGCAAAUCCCACAAGCAAUCCCGGCGCCACGACAACAAAACCCCAUUCCCCAGACGGCACCGAAACGGGAAGCAGAUUGGGAAACAACCUCGGAAACUAGACAAGACCCCCAGACCUGGCCCCGCCCGUCCGAGGAACCGUACUACGCACCGCGAGGAAAUGCUAAACACCUCGCAGAUUUAGCCAAGUUGUACAGCGACGACAUGAAGUACGGCGGCGGAGACUACGACAUUCUCGACACAAAAAUGGCGAUUUUCCGAGAUUUGUGUAAUCGAAUCCAAAUUCCAAGAUGGCAAGCCAGUGACGCUUUUCCGAUCAUGCUCAAGGACCGAGCCUUACGAUACUAUUACGACUGGCUUUGCAGCGGCCCCCGGGACUUCGAUACCAUGGUAGCCAAGAGAUCAGAGGAAUACUUCGAAAAGAACGAAGAGGCAGGCGGGCACCGGUAUUCUGGCAGCAUGGCGCGGACGCUAGAUUUAAUCAACAUGCAGGCCGAGCACCCCGGACAAGUCCAAAUCCGAGUGCCUGGAACUUCUGAUCAACAGGCUUGCCCUGAUUCAACGCGCAGUACCGGCAAUUGGCCAGACAGAGGAUACACUGCGCAUGCAACUCUUGAACGCAUGCCGUGGACGUACAGAGGAUCCGGCAGAGAAUCUAGAUUUGGUCGCAACCAAGGAGGACCACGCCGAGGAGGAUUCAGCAACUCCAAAUUCAGUCGACCCCCCACCGAGAGGAAGUGCUUCGUGUGCGGCAAACCCGGCUGCUGGUCAACAACUCACCCAAUCGAAGACAGGAAGAAGUCCUACGAAAGGUUCAAGGCCGACAAGGACGCACGCGACGGGUCAAUAGCAGCCUUUGCCCAGUUUAUCUACUGGCAUGAGGGAUCUGAACUCGAAGCCGAUUACGAAGAUAACCCCGUCAGCCAAUUCUUCCAAAAAUACGACGAUCACGACGACGAUACUAUCGACAACAGAGGAAAAUUCCACAGCACCUUCUUCAACGAUUCCGCACCUGCAGAUGCGAUUCAGGUUACGACACUCCUGGCAAACGCGGCCACCCACCACUUCCUAACGAAGGAAGACCCCUUUCAAGAGCAGGACCCCUCGGAGACUUACACCGCCGAGGGCCGGUAUUCUGCAACAACUUUCAGGGGUAUCAUGCCCGACUCCGGAGCCGCACAAUUCUCAACAGCCGGCCAACCGCAAUUCCAGGCCCUGCAACGUCAACUCCCUUCAGCUACCCUGGACACAACAAGGGCCGGAGAAGCCAUCGUCAAAUUCGGCUAUGGGACACCUAAGGCCUCCCUGGGAACAACAACAGUGCCCACACCCCUGGGAACGAUCGAUUUCCACGUGAUGGAAACGGAGACCCCUUUCCUACUUUGCCUCAGGGAUAUGGACAGACUCGGCAUCAAGUUCGACAACUUGAGGAACCUCCUACAACGAGGAGACGUCGAGGUUCCCGUUACACGGAAAUGGGGACAUCCCUGGCUUCAACUAACCCAGGAGGAAGCUCUGGUGUGCAAUUAUCUCACCGACGGUGAACUGCGGCGACUACAUCGACGAUUCGGACACCCCUCUGUUGCGCGCCUUUACAAGCUCCUCAAGACUGCAGGACACCCAGUGGAGAUCCAAGCCCUGGAGCUCAUCGCCAAAGUGUGCCACCACUGCCAAAUGCACUCCGCACGCCCAGCUCGCUUCAAAUUCACCCUUCACGAUGAUUGCGAGUUCAACUACGAGGUCAUCAUGGAUAUCUUCUACGUGGAGGGCAACAAACCAGUUCUACACCUCGUCGACGCGGCCACAGCUUUCAACGCCGCGCGUUUCCUUCCAGACGUAUCAACAAAGUACGUGUGGGAAGCAUUGCGCCUUUGCUGGAUUGACGUGUACCAAGGACCCCCUGACUACGUCGUUACCGAUGCAGGGAAGCAAUUCGCUUCCACAGAGUUCCGCCAGAACGCCAAGGAGAUGGCGAUUACCGUCAAGGAAGUCCCGAUCGAAGCCCAUAACAGCAUCGGCAAGGUAGAACGGUACCAUGCACCUGUACGACGUGCGUACGAAAUCCUACGCAAAGAGGACCCCUCUGCAAGCCCAGAACUGUCUCUGCAAAUGGCUGUCAAGGCUGUGAACGACACUGCAGGUCCCAACGGACUUGUGCCAACUCUGUUGGUAUUUGGCGCCUACCCAAGGAUGACACACAACUCUGCGCCAUCGCCAACGCUACAACAACGCGCCCAGGCGAUCAAGAAAGCCACAGACGCCGUCCGCAGGCUCCAUGCUGAACGCAAGGUCCAGGAGGCCCGCACCACACGCAAUGGUCCGGACACCUUACGCACCACGACCCUUCCACUGCAGUCACGUGUGAGAGUGUGGCGCGAGAAAAGCCGCCGAUGGGAAGGACCUUUCACAUUAAUCGGUGUCCACGACGAAGACUGCAUCGUGGAAACAAGCCGCGGCGCACAGAAGUUCCGCUCUACGGUGGUCAAGCCGUACUACGAGGACCCUGCUCAACAGGACGACCCUGCGAACCAGAAAGACACCGCAGAGAAACCAGCACCUGAAGUUCCGGACUCUCAACCAAGGAGCACGACCCCUCCUGGAAACGCCAUCGAAGAAGAGCCAAUCCUCGAUUCGAUAAUUGUGGCCACUCAUGCGCCCUUCCCUGGGGACGAAGACGAACUCCCAGACGACGGACCGCACAGGAACACUCGACCACGCAGAACCCACUUCGCCCACGCAUUCCUCCAGGAGAGCGAUGUUCGAGAGGACGAAAUCUUCGAGAUUUUCUUGUCAACGAAGGAACAAGCAGACGCCGCACUCGCAGUCCAGUUGCGCGCCGAUGGCAAGGUCACUACACCCGGGGAACCUUUUGAGGAGUCUUCUAAACAAGAGAUCGAGAGCCUUAUUACCCGAGGCGUCUUCGAAUUUGUCAAAUACGACGAGGACUUACACGGCGACGCAGAGAUCUUUAAGUCAAGGAUCGUAAACGAAAUUAAGGGCAAGACAACGGACAAGCCCUAUGAGAAAUCGAGGCUUGUGGUCCAAGGCUUCGGAGACGCAGGAAAGGAAGCCAUCCUCACGCAGUCGCCAACAAUCCAACGCGCAAGCCAACGCCUGAUCCUCGCCAUCGCGCCGUCACUUCAGAGACAGGGUUGUCUCCUUUGGCUGCGCGAUAUUACGCAAGCCUACGUGCAGUCGGAAAAGGCACUCCAGCGCAAGAUUUUGGCAUUUUUGCCCCAACAGAUCAGGCACUUAUACCCCGAGGGAACCGUGAUGCGCGUGAUCAAGCCGUUGUACGGGCUGGCAGAGGCAGGAACCUAUUGGUGGGUCACAUACCACAACCACCAUUUGAAGAGGCUCCAGAUGGCAACCUCUACGUACGACCCCUGCCUGUUGAUCUCCUCCCCCGAGAACCCGGAAUUUGCCUGCGUGGGGAUGCAAACAGACGAUACUCUGGGUCUGUCAACAGAGGCGUUCUCACAACGCGAGAACGAUCAACUGAAGGAGGCGUCAUUCAGCGCCAAAGACAAGCAAUUUCUCACCACCGCGGAACCCCUGGUUUUCAACGGCGGCAUCGUUACACUCAACAAAAACGGUUCAAUCACCCUGCGGCAGAAGGGUCAAGCCCAGAAGCUGCAAUUGAUCGACGCCAACGCGCCAGACGCCAAACAACAGUACGUUCAGCAACGGGCUCGCGGCGCGUACAUCGCUUCAAUUUGCCAACCCGAGGCCUGCUUUGAUCUCUCCAGCGCAGCCCAACACCAAGAACCGACCCCUGACGAUAUCAAGACUCUUAACCGAAGGAUCCAGUGGCAGAUGGACUCACAGGACAGGGGACUCACGUUCUUACCCCUGAACCUGGAGACUGCAAGACUGUACGUCUUCGUUGACGGCUCUUUUGCCAACAACAGAGAUUUCACCUCCCAGCUCGGGUUUGCGAUCAUCCUGGCCAACGAAGACGAGAUCAACGAUCGCCACGAGUUCUCCAUUACAGGGAACCUCAUCCACUUCAGCAGCACCAAGAGCAAGAGGGUUACCCGCAGCGUCCUAGCUUCCGAGGUUUACGGAAUGGUGGGCCGGCGUGGAUAUGGCUUACGCCCUGGCUUCAACAUUACGCCAGAUCACUGCCCACCUGAACCUUUCCUGCCAUCCCAACCAUCGUCUGUACAGAUUUCUUUACUCACUUCCUACGAGCGCAGAGAACUCCAGGAAGUGAGGUGGAUCAAUGGAGAGGACAAUCUGGCGGACUCCUUCACAAAAACAACGCCGAAUCGUGCCCUGGAGCGGUUUGUUGACUGCAAUAGUGCAACUAGUUACGUCCUCGCAGGGGGACGUGACGGAGGGCAGGGGGAGGUCCACCACUGGGGCAGUCGUCACGUGGUCCUGGACCUCGGGGACGACAACCCCGGCUGCAAAAUCUGA